This is a messenger RNA of Eriocheir sinensis (Chinese mitten crab), 5014 nucleotides long. RefSeq names its product integrator complex subunit 6-like (gene IntS6). The coding region runs from base 125 to 3517 and encodes 1130 amino acids. Gene Ontology annotation, cellular component: integrator complex. The record is from RefSeq and is a predicted model, not a curated record. NCBI's taxonomy places the organism in Eukaryota, Metazoa, Arthropoda, Malacostraca, Decapoda, Varunidae. Gene Ontology annotation, biological process: snRNA 3'-end processing. The transcript has 18 exons.
GGCUCCGCUCAAGCUCUCAGUGGUGGACGAGCGACGGGAGAGAGAAGACCUGUGCCGCGCGGGGUCAUGAAGCCGUGAAUUUCCCUCCGUGUGACCCGUGACAGUGCGCGUGACCUGACCCACCAUGACCAUCAUCGUGUUCCUCCUCGACACCUCGGCCUCCAUGAACCAGCGGACCUUCAUAGGCGCCAGACCCACCAUGCUGGACAUAGCGAAGGGCGCCGUGGAGACAUUCGUAAAGCUGCGACAGAGGAGUCCAGAGAGCCGGGGUGACCGAUACAUGCUCUUCACCUUCGAGGAGGCACCCAUGCACAUCAAGGCUGGAUGGAAGGAGAACCUGGCCACCUUCAUGAACGAGCUGAAGAACAUCAAGGCGACGGGCCUCUCCACGCUGGGCCCGGCCAUCAAGAAUGUGUUCGACGUACUCAACAUUAACCGCAUGCAGUCAGGCAUCGAUACCUAUGGCACUGGCAGGAGCCCGUUCUUCCUGGAGCCAUCGGUCAUCAUCAUCAUUACCGAUGGGGGAAAGCUGUCCUCACAGCAAGGCGUGUUGGACGAUAUCUACCCGCUGCCGAAGGUGAACCUGAUCCCCGGGGCCGAGCUGACCAAGGAGAUCUACCGUUGGGACCAGCGCGUUUUUGGCCUGGUGCUGCGGCUGACCGGCACCCCCGCCCCCGACCCCAUGGGCCUCGUACCCAGUGACAAUUCACCACUGGACAAGCUGUGUGAACAAACUGGAGGGCGGUCGUAUGCGGUUCGUUCCCACAGGAUGUUCCAGCAGUGCAUAGACAGCUUGGUGCAGAAGGUACAGAGUGGUGUGGUCAUAAACUUUGAGAAAAUUGGUCCUGACCCCCCACCCAUAAACUCCGAUGACACCUCAUGGCCGUGGAAUGGAGCCCAGCGAGGGAGAGUGCAAGCAGUGGAGAUGAGCAUCGUGAGGGGUGCAUGUGGUGGUGCGGCAAGCUGGAGCAAAGGCACAAACGAGAGUGUUAAUGAAAGAUGCGGCAAGGAGACCCCUGACGUGAUAGAGGUGGACAAGGAGAACCAACAGAACAACAUAGAGACCAACGGGGGCGGGGGGCUGGGCGGCGGGGGCAUUGGCGGGGGGAUGCUGGGGCACAUGCUGCAGAACGGAGGUCGGCCCCACACCCCCAACUCCAUGGCCAUGCCGGUGCCCAACCCCCCCAGCAAUGCCUGGCACAACUGCCGCAAGAUGAUCUACGUGCCCCGGCCGGCCCAAAGAGGAAGUCCGUCUGGGUUCUGGCCCAUCCCGGAGUCUUUCUGGCCGGAUACCAACACACUCUCCCUGCCGGCAAGGAGCGCUCACCCCAAUGUGAAGUUCACCUGCACCAGCCAGGAGCCCAUGGUGAUUGACAACCUCCCCUUCGACAAGUACGAGCUGGAGCCGUCACCGCUCACACAGUACAUCCUCUCCCGCAAGCAGCCCACCGUGUGCUGGCAGGUGUACAUCCCCAACAGCAGCAAGAACAGCGACGUGGGGCACCCGUUCGGCUACCUCAAGGCCAGCACCACCCUGCAGACGGUGAACCUCUUCGUCAUGCCCUACAACUACCCGGUGCUGCUCCCCCUGCUGGACGACCUCUUCAAGACGCACCGCCUCAAGCCGACCAAGGAGUGGAGGAUACAGUUCGAUAAUUACCUUCGGACCAUGCCGCCCUACUAUGCUAACCCCCUGAAGCGUGCCCUAGGGAGGAUGGGCGCCCCCAACCUGGUGCCGGACAACCUGGACAACUCCCUCAGCUUCCAAGUCACCAACCACCUCAAGAAGCUGAAGAACCAGGCCAAGCUGGAGUAUGAGCGCAUCUGCCUUGAGGUGGAGAAGAGGCUCUCCCAGAACAACUGCAUCACCCACGAAGGCAUCCGCGUGCAGCCCCGGCGGCCCCUCGGCAGACACCUCAUCUCCGACCAUCUUCUGCAAGACCAACUUGGGCAUCUACGAGACCAGGUGACAGAGUACCCAAGCUUCGUGCUAGCGGUGCGGGAGGGGGAGGUCAGCCCACAGAUGUACAAGAAUCCUUUUGACAUCCCUCGGGUCCAGCUCCUCGACCAGCUCACCCGCAUGAGAGCAAACUUCCUGCAGUCCUCCUUGACAUUGCUUCUCACCGACCGUGACCUCGACCAACUCCACUGUCGCCCCAUCAGCCAAAUGGGCAACUAUCAGGAUUACCUAAAGAAGAUGACGCCACCCCUGAGGGAGAUUGAGUCCACCCCGGUCAGGCAACACAUGUUUGGUAACCCUUUCAAGAUAGACAAGAAGAUGUCGAUGAUGGUGGAUGAGGCAGAUGUGGACCUGAUGGGUGCUGGCGGUGGUGCCAGUGGCGGUGGCCGGGGCUCCAAGAGGCCAGCAGAGGCCCAGGCCACAGCCGGGCGGCCUAACAAACGGCGUCGCGGCCCGCUGCCCCAUGACUUCACGCUGUCAAGGGUGCGGAGGAGCCCCACCUCCACCCCCUGCACCAGCCCUGCCUCAACCCCUCCCUCUAGUCCCUGCCCCUCCCCCACCCCCUCCAUAAGCCCCCCAGACUCCCCCCUGCCCCCAAGGGUGGAAGAGAGGGUGGUUGAGCCCCGGCCAGAGAUGUCCCCUGUCCUCCAAAGACCCGAGAGGCCGGACACGCCCAUCUUCCAGCCUGGGAGUUGCUACGGCGGGACGCCCGCCAUCCCCAAUGCUGCCUACUCCCCCGGCAUCAUGAGUGUGUCCCCGCCUGGCUCCCCCAACCCUGCCGCCUCCCCUGCCCCGCCGCCCCCCACGGAGGAGCGGCCGCCUCACCUGCUGCCAGGCGACUCUCACCCGAUGCUGAACGGGGAUGUUAUUCCACCGCCGCCCUCCUUGCGGGAUGAGGAGGUGGGCCUAAGCGCUGGCAGCCCAGGCAGCAGCCUGGACGCCUACGAAACAGACUACGAGAGCCUCACCCCACCCCCCAGCCUCACCUCGCCCCCUAGCCUCACCCCGCCCCCCGAGGAACCCAGCGAGGAGCCUCCAGAAAAGAAUGGCAUUGUUCUCCCCAACGAGCAGCGGAGAGGAUCAGUCUCUGCCCCCGUCAACUCCACCACCUCCCCCAUAUCUGCAUCCACCACUGUUACCUCCAAUACCACCACCACCACUGCCACCACUGCUGCCACUGUCACCAACACCUCCACUACCACUACCACCACCACCACCACUACCACUACCAACACCACUCCUGCUGCUCCUCCCCCACCAGCUGACACACAGGCCACCAAGACUUACAACAAGGAGCUGAAGAUGAUCUGCUUCAAGCUUGUGAAGAAGCCAGGAAGAGACUUCCGGACGCUGUUUGACCAGCUGAACACGGUGCAGGGUUCCUACGAGUCCCGGCUCAAGAUGGUGCGGGAGGUGGUGCAUGAGGCUGGCAGGUUCAAGCGGCACUCCCUGGUCAAGCUCCUCACCCAGUUCCUAGACUCCAUGAUGACCUCUGAGAAGGGCGGAGUGGCAGCAGCGACCCGGCCUAGCGUGAGGGUCAACGGCCACAGCAGAUAAGGGAGGCGUGUUCUGAGCCCUGUGUUGUGUUGAGUGCAUGACAGUACAAUGAGGAGGAGGAGGAAGACUGUGCACUAUUGUGUGUGCCAUUAAAGUAUACACACACAGACAGACACAGUGAGGGAUGGGACCCGGUAAACACAUGGCUCCCUCAGUGGCCUCCUCCUGCCGAGCACUGCCGAAGUCUUGAGUGUGGCUGGACAUGGGGAGUGUGUCUGUUUUACUGAAGUUAAUCUUUUUACAAUAAUGGAUGUAAAAACAACCAUGCUAAGUAAAGAAUGCAUAAAAGUCAGGCAAUGUCUUCAUGAAAAGGUCAUCAGUUUUGUAAGCUUCUGUACACAUUCACUGCCAUGCCCACAUGAGCGUGAGGUGAGGUUUUAGUUAAAUUAAUUGGUGUACAAGAUGACAGACAUUACGUAGGAAGGUAUUUCUUAUGAUGAUUUUCUCGGUUAUGUGUUAACACGAUGCAAAGCCAUGGAAGUGAUUUUCCAUAAACAUUCUAGCAUAACAAAGGAAACCAAUUGUCAGGAUAGUUUGAAUGUUAUGAGGCCUGCUGUCAUUAAUGUUCAGUACUAAAUUUAGUAUAUAUUUUAUGACCUACAGUGCCAUCUGUUUUACUUUUCAAGAAACCAGACUGUUAUAAUAUUGUUACCUGUUUUUAUUAAUUUUAUUCCCGUCAAAACUUGUUUUAAUCUUUGCCAUCAACACAUUUAAAGCUUAGGUUGGUAGGAGACAAAAGUUGAUGCAGGGAACCUGUAGGUAAUGGCACAUGAUGGAUUUUAGUGAUGAAAAUUUGAGAUUUGUAAGUUUGGGUGCAUGAACAUGGAAACAAAUUGUAGAAUACACAGAAAUGAUUGUAAUAGAAAACUUAAUGGCAAAAAUUACAACUACCAGCAAUGGCCGGACAAUAAUUGGGAACACCGGCAUGUGGAGAUUGAAACCACAUGAUUAUGUGCAUCGUGGCACUCAGCAGCAGGAAGUGUGGAAUUGAAGUCUUCAUGGGUGGUGCCAGGUUAAGAAGAGUGCAAGUGGGCUUGAAAGGGUUUGCUGGGCCUAAGAGGCACUCAGCAUGCCCAGACAUCCUGUCUUGAGGCAGCCGGCUGGUGGCUGGCUGCCAGGGAGAGGGGUCCUGACAACAGUGUUAUUGUAACCCAUCUGGAGUAUUUUUGCUACAAAUUAUAAGGUUUCUUGAGCCCCUCAACUUGUAAAUCUCCUAUUUUUGCAUAUAGUGGUAUAUAAAAAGAAAGAUUGGAUGUUCACUUCAUCUGCAUUAUUUUUUUAGUGACAAGUAAAUCUAGUCAGUGAACAUUACUGAACUUAUCUUGAGCCUGACGCCCAUCAUCAUCUGCCCAAAUGUUGCAUUAGAACUGACACCUAAACAGUCUGACUCCCACGUGGAUGACAGUGUACAGUCACAUGACAAAUGUUUGCUUUGUGAUCGUUUUGUAAAUAUUGUGUAUAUUUAUAUUUUAUAUAUGCAAAUACAGUUGAACCUCA